This is a messenger RNA of Porites lobata, 5685 nucleotides long. Lineage: Eukaryota; Metazoa; Cnidaria; Anthozoa; Scleractinia; Poritidae. The record is from the annotation of a GenBank genome assembly.
GUGACCAUCAAUGGCGUAGAGCAGCGAAGCUUGAACUUGUUCAAAGGAAGAAAAAAAUUUCUUUUUAUUGUUCGCUGAAACGUAAGGUAUAGUGUUUAUUUAUUGGAAAUUAUCCUCAGGCUAUCCUAUUCUUUUUUCAGCUAGCGUUAGUAUCACUUUUUCUCCCUGAUAUCUGAUGAUGAAUAGAUCUGCUUUAACACUGUGCAGCCAGUGCUAAGGUGUCUUGUGUAGUUUCUUUUUCUGUUUUGCCAACAGAAUUCUUUAGAAAAUGUGCAAAAGUAUAAACUUUUACAAGAUAACAACCUCGCUGUGUAACUUGGCUUAAUUUUGUGGGACAUAUUCCUGAUUCAGUGAAAAGCUGUCUCUUAAAUUCAGUCGACUAUUUCUAACACUGACGCCCCUGUAAAACGGACACCCAGAGUUGGUCCUUGUCUUUCUUGUUUCUGGUACCAAAGGUGUCUGUCUUACAGAGAGUUGGAUGUAUUUAUAAAUUUAUAUUAUUAAUAUUUUGAAUCAUUAUUUAAGCUUGAUAUUAUCAACGUUAUGAUUCUAUGGUUGGUCCUGCAAGUGGGCAACGUGAAAUGAAUCUUGUGUUGUGAUUGGCUGCCGGCCCAAGCAGUCGAGGCAUGGUUCUCUUGCCUGCUCAAGAAUUCCCACUUUGAUCCCACUAGAAAAAACUGUUCUCACGGCAAUAAAUCCUUUACAUACCAAGCAAGAUUACUGGAUAUUGUGUUUGCUCUUUUUUUCUUUUGCUUUUUUAUUGACCUUGUGUUUGUCUUGGUCCAUAAAAACCCCUGCAAGCAAGCUCUCCGGGGCGCUCUGGCAACAGGGUGGGAAAAGGCACGACAGCUUGCGACUACAUCUCUGGAAUUUGAAUUCCACCUCUAAUUCCCCUGUGGCUCCUUGUUGACUGAGCUGUCAGAUUUCCGCGAAUUGGCAGGAAGCAGAAACAAGUGCGAAUUCUGGUUUUGUACAACUAUAAUAUCUACCGGAAAGACAGGUCUGGAAGGCGUGGUGGUGGUGUUUUGCUGGCUGUCAAAUCUCACCUCACAUGUUUUUGUAGGCGUGAUCUUGAGUCUGAUGUGAAAAUGCUUGCUUGUAAACAAACAUUGCAAAAACACAUGCCAAGGUUAAUGACGUCAUUACUAAUGUCAUCUCCGCCAAUCAGCAUUUUGCAUCGAUGGACUUUUUGAUAUUCAAAUAUUCAAAUUCCUUUUAGGGCUCCACCAAAAGAGUGUCGGAGUUGACAAGCUGGUCAAUAACAAACUACUGAUUUUUUUUGCCCCCCAAAAUUCCCCUAGUACCCCUUUCCCCUAUUGUCCCCAUUUUCAAGGACAGUGUUGAAUUACACAAGUUCUGUGGGUAAAAAGUACAGAAACAGCUCACCAUUAUGUUAUUACUUUACUUCAGAAACCAUGCCGAUCCUAUACAGUGUUGUAGCAAGAGGAACAACAGUCCUAGCUAAAUUUGCCUCAUGUGCUGGUAACUUUGCAGAGGUUACGGAACAAAUUUUGAGUAGAAUUCCACCAGAGAAUUCCAAACUCACGUACACACAGGGCAGGUAAGAAUGAGAUUAUUAACAAUGGUAAUUAUUGGAAGCAGCUGGGUGUGAUGUGAAAUAUAAUGCAGAUUGAAGAGAGUGCCUUGGAUAUAUAUGGGAAAAGCACUAUAUAAAUGAGAACACCUAUUAAAAUUAGUAUUGGUAGUAAUAGUGGUAGUGUAGUGGCAGUGGCACCAGCAGCAGUAGCAAUGGCAGUAGUAGUAGCAGUAGCAGUAGCAGUAGCAGUAGCAGUAGUCGUAGUCGUAGUCAUAGUCGUAAAACUAAUCCUGCAUGUUUACCUACUAACUGUCAUGCUUUAGGUGUGACUCCCACACCUGAGGAAGACUGUGUUCUAGCAGCACCUGGUGGCCCGUGGAGCCUAACUUUUGCUCUUGGGCGACUAGAAAAUCUAAGUUUUUUCCACAGAAAUGAUAUGCAGGGCACCCUGAAUUUUAUAGGCUCAGAGCACUGGGCUCUGUUCAAUUUUUCUUAGAGCAGAGCCUUGCUCACCCGCAGACUGAAAACUUUGCUCUCUCACAUGCUGACCAAUAAUGCUUGCUCCUCGUGAAAAUAUUGGAUCUAUUUGAGUUUUAAUAUAAAGACAUUGUUAUCAUGGUUUCCCAGAAAUCUCAGUUUUUGAAGGGAAAGCUCUGCAACUGAGACUUUAGGAACUCUUCAAAACAUCUUCAAGGAUCCUCCUGUGCUCUCAGGGUAAAAAUCGCGUGCCUUUUUUUCCAAAAAAGUUGGUAGGCUAUUGCAUGUGUUUUUGAUACACCCAGACUAAGGAAAGGAGAACAUAUCCUGAAAACAGUAGCAGGUCCUUCCAACAUCCACAACCUUACACACCAGUAACUGAUCAAAAUUAAUUUAGGAGGUCGUUAAGAUUACUUACUUGUUUAUUUGAAUAAGAAACCUCUGUGCAAGUAAAAGGGAUUGUUUGGCCAUUUGAGAAGUAAUGUAAACGGAAAUAAUGUAUUGCUAAAGGUGUCUAACGGUAACUUCAAAACAGGUUACAGUGUAAUUUACAUGUCGUUACUAACCCUGAUACUUGUAAACUUUCUUGCAGUUAUUUGUUCCAUUACAUAUCAGAGGACAGAAUUAUAUACUUAUGCAUUACAGAUAAUGUAAGAUAUUAACUAACCUUUAUUCCUACCUGUUUAAAUAUAUUUAUCUCUAAGACAGUAAUGUUUACUUGGAUUUGAAGUUAAGAAUGAGUUUUUGUUGUAAAAUAAUGAUAAUAUUAUUAUUUAUAUCUUGACUAGAUCAAGAUACAAUGAAAUAGCUGAUGAGGACAUUAUCACUGAUUAGUUGAUUUACUUAUGUAUUUAUUAAGUAGAAUGAAUUAUUGAAAAUGUAUUUAUUCAUUUAUCAGAAACUCUUGUAGUCACUAAUGUUUUUCCUCACUGUAUAUUUGCCAUUUCAUACAGUCACAAGCUCUAUAAAAGCACACCAGUCACUGAUCGCUUUUGUUUUAAAUAUUAUUUUGCAACCACAUAAGACUUUUGUCUCAUGUUUCUUUUCUGACAAGGAUUUUGAAAGAUCAAGAGCAUUUUUGUACCUGACAGAGAUUAAAAAGCGGUAAGUCACCAUAUCUAUUCACACUGUAAAUAAUGACCUUGUUGUAUCUGAGGUUUAUUUUUUCAUUAAUGCUGAUGUCUAUUGUAAUAAUCUGCAUUUUUGUGACGUUUUUAACAGUUUUCAAACUGCAUAUCAUGGACGAGCUCAGACAGCUUUGCCGUAUGCUAUGAACAGUGAAUUUUCAAGAGUUUUGUCAGGGGAAAUGGUGAGUUGUUGUUGCAUAUUGUUAGUACACUUAGUGGUAUGUGAACCAUAAUAGCAUAUCGGUAGAAUUUUUAGCAUUUUUGUGUUGAUGGUGAUGCUGAUAAUGUUAACUGCUGUUUUUCACAGAGGCGGUUCUCAGACACUGGAGCAAGUGCCGAUAAUUUGACAAAGGUGCAGGGAGAAUUAGAUGAACUCAGAGGAAUAAUGGUGAAAAACAUUGGUAAGAACUUGAUGAACUCAGGCAGAGGAAAUAAGAGUAAAUAUGAAAUCUGGGUAGGGUUUGCACAAAGUAAAAUUUCUAGGUGAACUUGGGGCGAAACUAUUAGAAUUCAAGUCUUCUCUUAAAUUAACUUCCACUAAGAAUUGAGAAUAGAGAAUUUGUAAAUGGAUAUUAGGGGUAAAAGGGUUUAAACAAGUGCAUGUACAGCUUACUCUCACCUUGUGGAAACCCUGCUUUAACAGACACCCUGAUCAUAUGGACAGAAGCUCAAUCCCAGCCAGUGAUAAAUUACAGUUGUUUGAAUAGGCAUGUUGAUGGUAGUAGCGCUUUUAAAGGGUAAAUCUGAUUGCCAUUUUAAUCAACAGAUACAAUUGCACAAAGAGGAGAACGUUUAGAACUGCUAAUUGACAAGGCAGAAGACCUCAAUACCUCAGUGAGUUUCCUAUUUUUUGCUGUAUUGGUUACAUAAAAAAAUCUCAAAUUCUCUUUUAUUAAGUGCUGAAAUUAAAGCUCAGUUAUUUUGUCAUUCCUACAUCUUAGAUCACUUUUGCAUAAAAAUCUCGAAGAACGUACCAUAGCAUUCCAGCCACAGACUAAAAAGUUAGAACUACACAGUACUACAAAACAAAUAGCACGAUGUGAAAGUACUACUGAAGAGGAUUCAUUUGAAUGGUCACACCAUUAGAAUUUGUCCACCAACUCAACAUUUGAAAGACUCUUGCCCUUGCCUUCUGAUAAUUAAUUUUCAAAUACAUUUUAUCUCUCAGUCUCUCACAUUCAAGAAAUCCAGCAAAGGCCUGGCCAGAGCAAUGUGGUGGAAAAAUGUGAAAAUCACCAUUAUACUCAUCAUUGUUAUCAUUGUAAGUGUACAAUAGAGAGAAUAAACCCUAUAUCACUCCCGGGCGCAACAAGGGAGGGGGGUCAGGUCGGGUCGGGGGCGGGGUUUGCCGUGUCACUCUUGAUCAUGCCCCAGUUGUUCAAAGGCUGGAUAGCGCUAUCCCGCGGAUAAAUCUCUAUCCAGUGGAUAUUGCAAUAAUUAUUAGUUUCCCCAAUACUUAUCCACUGGAUGGUGAUUUAUCGAGUGGAUGGCGCUAUCCAAUGUUGGAACAGCCAGGCCCUGAUGAAAACGGAACAAGACAAAAAGAAGGAAAAUUUUUCGCAGUGUGUGCACCAACGUUACUCCCACUGUGGGUCCUCCUGCACUGUUUCCCCUCUCUGUCACUCUGGAGAAAGGUGGGAGAGGACUCUGGGAACGAGGUUGUGUGUGUACAUCCCUCAGGCCAAUUUCAUGGCAUAUUUUUGACUACGAGUAGUUCCCCAUUUUUCCUCAGGGAUAGUAGAGCGACUGAAACACGAGUGCAUGUGAAAAUCACCCCACACCAGAAAAGGCGACAUGACACUCUCUCCCCUCCGCGUGUCACCUUUUCUUGCAUGGGGUGAUUUUCACGCGCGCUCGUGUUUCGCUCUCUCUACUAUCCCUGAGGAAAAAUGGGGACUACUCGUAGUCUAGGAAUAUUUGUGUAGUGACAGCAAAGAAAUAUAUCGCAAAGUGUGAUGUUCAUGCAGAGUUCUUGUUUUGCUUGUUCUCAUUGCUAUCACCAGCUGAGCAAUCCUUUCAUUUUUCAGCUAGUCUGCGAGCAGUCUCUUAUUUUUCUUCAGAGUCACAGUAGAUUGAGAGUGUGCGUGAGGGGCAAGUGCCUAAUCCACAAGGAACAAUGCACUCACUGUACGUGGCUCUGAAGAAAGACGGACAACCACUCGCUUCUUAUUUUGCAGCGGGGAUCUACUGUCUUAAUUUUAUAUUUCUUUAUUGCUUAUUGUAAUCAAAAAGCAUAACUGUUUUUUUUUUAUUUUUCAGGUGAUUCUUUACUUUAUCAUAUCAGCAGCUUGCAGUGGCUUAGACUGGGGAGGCUGUAUACACAAAGAUAAAAAAAAUUAAAAUUGGCCUGUUUAUAAUGAAGGAUGACAAUCUGAAGGAAUGAUCAAUAGUGUUAAGACUGGUGUUUAAAUUCACAUUUUCCAAAAAAACUUUAAUACUGUAAAAAGGAAAGUUUGGUUAAGGGUAUGAAAAGGCAGUCCUCUAGUCUGUCCAUACUUAGCUAGGCUUGUUAAAUCAUAUUAUUAUGGCAGCACAAAUGUCUGG